Messenger RNA from Haemonchus placei, 564 nucleotides. The record is from the annotation of a GenBank genome assembly. NCBI's taxonomy places the organism in Eukaryota, Metazoa, Nematoda, Chromadorea, Rhabditida, Trichostrongylidae.
AUGCGGGUUGAUAUUUCAAAAGGAUUCACAACGAAUUUGCUGUUCCGACAGCCGCGCAAAAUAGCGAUUCUGGUGGCCACGCCUUCAUUUGGUAAUUCUUCUUAUACGAGUCUAGCUACAAGGAAAGACGCGAGGAGAGCUGUCGUUUUCACCUAUUUGAACAGAGACAUGGAACUAAGUGACGAAAUCAUGACGCAGUUCAAGAUCGAGUCUCGUAAGACUCCUCAAAUACUUUUAUUAGACAAGACAAAUGUUCAUCAACUUCUUCUGAACUCAUCAAUGACUUCAGAUCGAAUUUGGGAAUGGAUACAGACAAGGAAUGAUGAGGAGGCGACGAAAGAGCUUUCCGUAAAGGAUCCACAUCCGUUGCGUCUUCUUCAAAAAGCUCAAGUCGACACAGUUUUUGGUGUGCAAAACACAAUGAUUCUACCAGAUGAAAGCUUUUAUCGAGUGCCGGAAGUCAACAUACCACCACACCAUCCAACGAUAGGUGGUGAAUCAGGCGGUGGAUGUCCGUUUAUGAUGGGUCACGGUUUAGGAGGGGCGGUACAUGAAGAAUUGUGA